UAAUCCCGUCCCUCGCGUCCCUGCUGCUGCUGAGAACUGGCCAAUGGCAGCGUGCGGCCGCCAGAACCCUCAUUUGCAUGCGACCGCUAUAAGUAGCGAGCUAUUGCCCGCGGCCUCCGUCUUGUCUCGCGGCUCGCGUCAGUCUCCUGCUCGGCGCUUUAGCAGCAAUCCCCGCUAUGCCUGAGCCGGCCAAGUCCGCCCCGGCGCCCAAGAAGGGCUCCAAGAAAGCUGUCACCAAGGCUCAGAAGAAGGACGGCAAGAAGCGCAAGCGCAGCCGCAAGGAGAGCUACUCCAUCUACGUGUACAAGGUGCUGAAGCAGGUGCACCCCGACACGGGCAUCUCGUCCAAGGCCAUGGGCAUCAUGAACUCCUUCGUCAACGACAUCUUCGAGCGCAUCGCCGGCGAGGCGUCCCGCCUGGCGCACUACAACAAGCGCUCCACCAUCACGUCGCGGGAGAUCCAGACGGCCGUGCGCCUGCUGCUGCCCGGCGAGCUGGCCAAGCACGCCGUGUCCGAGGGCACCAAGGCCGUCACCAAGUACACCAGCUCCAAGUGAGUCCCUGCGGGGACGAGGCUCCAAAGGCUCUUUUCAGAGCCACCCACCCCGCACUCAAAGGAGCUGGCAUGGCUACGCUUACGAGCCAACGACUCUUCCAGUUCGUUUACUUUUGGCACGAGGAAUUAAUAUGCUUGCGCACG
Messenger RNA from Sorex araneus (European shrew), 700 nucleotides. Its product is annotated as histone H2B type 2-E. The transcript has a single exon. Gene Ontology annotation, cellular component: nucleosome. Lineage: Eukaryota; Metazoa; Chordata; Mammalia; Eulipotyphla; Soricidae. Gene Ontology annotation, molecular function: DNA binding; structural constituent of chromatin; protein heterodimerization activity. The record is from RefSeq and is a predicted model, not a curated record. The coding region runs from base 177 to 557 and encodes 126 amino acids.